This is a messenger RNA of Dipodomys spectabilis (banner-tailed kangaroo rat), 4413 nucleotides long. It is a transcript of the gene Ercc4, whose product is annotated as ERCC excision repair 4, endonuclease catalytic subunit. Lineage: Eukaryota; Metazoa; Chordata; Mammalia; Rodentia; Heteromyidae. Gene Ontology annotation, molecular function: single-stranded DNA binding; single-stranded DNA endonuclease activity; damaged DNA binding. The transcript is spliced from 11 exons. Gene Ontology annotation, cellular component: nucleotide-excision repair factor 1 complex. The record is from RefSeq and is a predicted model, not a curated record. The coding region runs from base 19 to 2718 and encodes 899 amino acids. Gene Ontology annotation, biological process: resolution of meiotic recombination intermediates; double-strand break repair via homologous recombination; nucleotide-excision repair involved in interstrand cross-link repair.
GGCCCGGAAGCGCGGCCCAUGGCAGCGGAUUUGCGGGCCCAACCGACGUCCAUGGCGCCGCUGCUGGAGUACGAGCGGCAGCUGGUGCUGGAGCUGCUCGACACGGACGGGCUGGUGGUGUGCGCCCGCGGCCUCGGCGCGGACCGGCUGCUCUACCAUUUCCUCCGGCUGCACUGCCACCCGGCCUGCUUGGUGCUGGUGCUCAACACGCAGCCCGCCGAGGAGGAGUAUUUUAUCAAUCAGCUGAAAUUAGAAGGAACCAAACAUCUCCCUUGCCGCGUAACCAACGAAAUCACGAGCAACAGUCGCUACGAGGUGUACACACGAGGAGGGGUCAUAUUUGCCACAAGUCGAAUACUUGUAGUCGAUUUCUUGACGGACAGAAUACCUUCAGAUUUAAUAACAGGCAUCCUGGUGUACCGAGCCCACCGAAUCAUCGAGUCAUGUCAAGAAGCCUUCAUCCUGCGCCUCUUCCGCCAGAAAAACAAGCGCGGUUUCAUCAAAGCGUUCACGGACAAUGCCAUCGCCUUCGACACCGGCUUUUGUCACGUGGAGAGAGUGAUGAGAAACCUUUUUGUGAGGAAGCUGUAUCUGUGGCCAAGGUUCCACGUGGCAGUCAACUCGUUUUUAGAGCAGCACAAACCAGAAGUGGUGGAAAUUCAUGUUGCCAUGACACCUGCCAUGCGGGCCAUCCAGACAGCCAUCCUGGACAUUUUAAACGCCUGUCUGAAGGAGCUGAAAUGCCACAACCCAUCACUGGAAGUGGAAGACUUGUCUUUAGAAAAUGCUAUCGGGAAGCCUUUUGACAAGACAAUCCGCCAUUACCUGGACCCUUUGUGGCACCAGCUUGGAGCCAAGACAAAGUCCUUGGUCCAGGACCUGAAGAUACUCCGGACCUUGCUGCUGUACCUCUGCCAGUACGACUGCGUCACCUUUCUUAACCUUCUGGAAUCUCUGAGAGCCACGGAAAAGGCUUUUGGUCAGAAUUCAGGUUGGCUGUUUCUUGACUCCAGUACUUCAAUGUUUGUAAAUGCCCGAGCCAGGGUUUAUAAUAUUCCAGACUCCAAAAUGAGCAAAAAAGGCAAAAAGUCUGAGAAAAUGGAGAAUAAAGAAGGUCAAGAAACAAAGAAGGAACUGGUGCUUGAAAGCAAUCCCAAGUGGGAAGCCCUUUCGGAAGUGCUGAAAGAGAUCGAAGCAGAAAAUAAGGAGAGCGAGGCCCUGGGAGGCCCAGGGCAGGUGCUGAUCUGCGCCGCUGACGACCGCACCUGCGCCCAGCUGCGCGGCUACCUGGCGUCGGGCGCCCAGGCCUUCCUGCUGCAGCUCUUCCGGAGAACCUUCGAGAAGGACGGCAAGGCCGAGGCAGUGUGGACGGAGUUCGGGAAGGCGGGCGGUUCAAAGAGAAAUCCGAAAUCGGGCAAGAGACCCAGGGGCCCGCCCAAGCGGGGCCCGGCCCCCGCGGGAGAGCGGGCGGCGCGGAGGAAGCGGCGCGGGCCGGCCCCGACGGCGGCGGGCAGCGCGGCCCGGCCGGGCCCCGAGAGCAGCGGCAGCGGGGAGGAGGCGGAGGCCCAGCGCGGGGCCGAGGAGCGCCCGGAGGCCGCGGACCCGAGCCCGAGGUCGGACGAGGCCUACGGGGUCCUCCGCGAGCCGCUGGCGGUGCUGCACCCGCUGCUGGGCUGCGGCGACCCCUACGCGCUGACGCGGACGCUGCACGAGCUGGAGCCCCGCUACGUGGUCCUCUACGACGCCGAGCUCGCCUUCGUCCGCCAGCUCGAGGUCUACCGGGCCAGCCGGCCGGGGAGGCCCAUGAGGGUUUACUUCCUUAUAUAUGGGGGUUCCACGGAGGAGCAGCGCUACCUCACCACCCUUCGGAAAGAAAAGGAAGCCUUUGAAAAACUUAUCAGGGAAAAGGCUAGCAUGGUUGUCCCUGAAGAAAGAGAAGGCAGAGAUGAAAGCAACCUGGACCUGAUGCGAGGCCAAGCGUCCAUGGGCGAUGCCAUCGACACUCGCAGAGCUGGUGGCCAGGAGCCGGGCACCGAGGCGGCCCGCGUGGUGGUGGACCUGCGCGAGUUCCGCAGCGAGCUGCCCGCGCUGCUGCACCGGCGCGGCCUGGACCUGGAGCCGGUGACCCUGGCGGUGGGUGACUACGUGCUGAGCCCGGAGCUGUGCGUGGAGCGCAAGAGCAUGGGUGACCUGGCGGCCUCGCUGGGCAGCGGGCGGCUCUACGCGCAGUGCCAGGCCAUGGCGCGCUACUACCGCCGCCCACUGCUGCUGGUGGAGCUGGAUGCGCGCAGGCCCGGCCCGCUGCUCCCGGACGUGGGCUCCCGGCUGGUGCUGCUCACGCUGCACUUCCCGCGGUUGCGGCUGCUCUGGUGCCCGUCCCCGCACGCCGCGGCCGAGCUCCUGGAGGAGCUGAAACGGGGCCGGGCCCAGCCCGACGCGGCCGCCGCCGCCGCAAUCAGCGCUGACUCGGAGCCGCUGCCCGACUCGGAGCGCUACAACCCGGGGCCACAGGACUUCCUGAUGCGGAUGCCGGGGGUGAGCGCCAAGAACUGCCGCUCGCUCAUGCGACAGGUGCACAGCCUCGCCGAGCUGGCCGCCCUCCCACAGGAGCGGCUGGCCGCCAUCCUGGGCCACGCAGGCAACGCCCGCCAGCUGUUCGAGUUCAUCCACACGCCCUACCCAGGCCCGGGGCCCACCGCGGGGAGGCCAAGGACCUGAGCGUGGGCCCUGGUGGCCCCAGGGGGGAGGCCCCGUGGUCCUGUGAAGGCUGCCCAGCCAGCCAGCUGCGCAGGGCUCGCCUCCCAUCCUCCAGGCGCUUCUGCAAAGCCCGGGCUCCUUCCUCCCAGCAUUUCUGUCUGGUCAGUGUCCAGGCCCGGCUGCUGAGCCCCACUUCUGAAUUGAGCUGUGUGAGGGUGUCCACACGUCCUGCACUCUCCCACAUACCCAGUGUUCCCCCUUGCCAUCCACAUGGUCUGCUGACCCCAGGAGGAGCCUCCUGACCAGCUCUGCGCACGUUUCCUCCAGCUUCAGUGCCUUCCACCUGUGUCAGGUUGGACUUAACUAUACUCACUUCAAACCGCAUCUAAAGCCGGGUAGGUGGCUCACACCUGUAGUCCCAGCUACUCAGGAAGCUGUGAUCUUUGGAUCCAGUUCAGAACCAGCCUGAGCAGGAACAUGCUGGAAGCAUUUUGCCCCUGUGAGCAUUGCCACAACUGGAGGCUCUAACCACGCUCAUACAUGGGCACAUACUCACACUUGGCUGCUCAGGCAAGUGUGAGUUUUAAGACAUCCAAUGAAUUUUACCGGAUGACAACACAGGAUGGUGCAGGUAAUGAGGCUCUUAAAUUCUGUAGCCUCCAAAAUCUCAAAACUCUCCAAACCCCGACAAGGAGCCAUGAGUCCUACGAGGCCAUCCCCAGCUCUCUCUGGGGUACCUGGUCUGAGACAGCAGGUCGCGGCCUCCCUCCGCCCUGUUGCCCUCGCCACUUCCCUGCCCGCCCCUUCCCACCCCUGCGAGGAUGCAAAUAAAGGAAUGGCCUAGCUAGCAUUCGCUCUUCUCCACUCCAAGUAGAGAUGAAAUGACUAGAGCUAAAUGGAAGACAUUGUAGACUAUCUAAAUGGAAGACAUGCCGAAUAUAUAAGAAUUCAAAGGCUGUAUUUAGAAAUCCAUGGAGAAACUCAACACGUCAUAAACCUUCGGUUGCUUUAGGUCAUCUCUGAAAUGUGCAUACAGAAGAGCCAUAACAUUUUGAUACAGUUUGUUAACUUUGGUACAUAUGCAUUAUUAACUUAUCUUCACAUACCACAUCUUCUACCUCAAGAGCCAGUGCAGUGUCAGUUCUGCUGGCCAGGUCACAGAGUGGAAGAUCUCAUCCCUGUUGGCUGUUCUUUCCUUUGUGGCACAGAACAGAGAGAAAGUAGACCUUGUGAUGAGAUGGUCAACGAUUUAAUGAAAGCACUUUUCAAGAACCUCUCAUUUUGGCGUCUUGACUGUUGGUACUUAGCUCUCCAUAUUCCUGGAGUGUCCAUUUCAGGACCCUCCCAAGGGGCCACAGCCGCCAUGCUAUAGUGUGUUCCGCGGAAGGCAGAGCUCCUGCACCCGUGCCCUGCGCGCACCCUCCUGUGGGCAGUGCACACACCAGCGCCAGCCCACCCCUCUUCUCAUAGUCAGGCCAUGCUUGCCCAGCUUCGUCCAGCCUGUGCCGUGGGAUUGCACUGUCCCUUUCUCAUUUCAUCCCAUCUGCCUUGCAUGGCUACUCACUGCGUGACACAAAUGUUAGUGUGAUUCAUUCUGGGAUGACGCUUCCACACACGUGAAGUCUUGUCAGCCCUUAAGUCUUGUCAGCUCCCUUUAACCUGCCCUAGGUGUCCAGGGCAGCACAUACAACAGUCCCUCAAAAAUCUGCUAUUCCA